This is a messenger RNA of Nicotiana attenuata, 1112 nucleotides long. RefSeq names its product ACT domain-containing protein ACR12. Lineage: Eukaryota; Viridiplantae; Streptophyta; Magnoliopsida; Solanales; Solanaceae. The record is from RefSeq and is a predicted model, not a curated record. The coding region runs from base 88 to 936 and encodes 282 amino acids. Gene Ontology annotation, cellular component: chloroplast thylakoid membrane; chloroplast stroma. The transcript is spliced from 10 exons.
CUUCACUGCUCUCAUAAGUCCAAUCACUUCACCGUUGAAUCACAAAAUCUCUCUCUCUCUCUCUCUCUCUCUCUCUCCAUUUUCUUCAUGGCUAUCGCCAAUGCUUUCUUCACUUCACUUCGAUCGGCGUUCUCCGAUGCCGAUAAUGGCGUCAACUCUUCUCCGUCCGCCGUUUUUCACGCAUUUUCUAGUUCCGGUGUGACCACUUCUCGCCAAAGAAAGUAUACUGUUUAUUGUACUCUAGAUAGAGUUGAUUCAAUGAGUUUGUCACCGGCAUUAAAAGCCGAGCAGGAGUCUGGUUAUGUUCCUUUGCCAAUUGUUCAUCUAAUUCAGGAUCCUGAAUGCGAUGCAACCACUGUGGAAAUUAGCUUCGGUGAUCGGCUAGGUCUUCUCAUUGACACGAUGCAGGCACUCAAAGACUUAGGCUUGGAUGUUGUGAAAGGAAUUGUUACCACCGAGGAUUCAGUGAAAAAGACAAAGUUUCUUAUUACACGAUUGGAUACCGGGCGCAAAGUUGAAGAUCCGGAUUUAUUGGAGAGGAUUCGUUUGACCAUAAUCAACAACCUUAUCAAGUAUCAUCCAGAGUCUAGCGAGCAGCUUGCUAUGGGUGAGGCUUUUGGGAUAAAAGCACCAGAAAAGAAGCCUGAUGUUGAUAUCGCCACUCAUAUACAUGUCAAGGAUGAUGGACCUAAAAGGAGUAUACUGCAUGUUGAAACAGCUGAUCGAUCUGGUUUGCUGGUGGAAGUUGUCAAAAUUGUGGCUGACAUUAACAUUGAUGUUGAAUCAGCAGAGAUUGAUACAGAAGGUCUAGUUGCGAAGGACAAGUUCUAUGUCAGUUACAGAGGGGCAGCGUUAACUAGUUCUUUGUCUCAGGUGCUUGUAAACUGCCUGCGCUACUUCCUUAGGAGGCCUGAGACAGAUGAAGAAAGUUACUAGCUAGUGAGCAUACUCGUAUGUACACUAUAUAAUAUAACCAUGUGUGCUUGUUAAUGCAAGGGCUUGAGGCAUCUCCAUUGUCAUGUAAAAUUAUGUCCGUUUUCUGAUUAAUUCGUAAUAUAUGUGAUCUGUGAUUCUCCCUUCUCAUCAUGAAUAAACGGAAUAAACUGAUAGGA